Naegleria lovaniensis is the source of this 552-nucleotide messenger RNA. RefSeq lists its product as uncharacterized. Bases 1 to 552 code for a protein of 183 amino acids. The record is from RefSeq and is a predicted model, not a curated record. Lineage: Eukaryota; Heterolobosea; Eutetramitea; Acrasida; Naegleriidae. The transcript has a single exon.
AUGAAAGCCUUGCUCCUCAAUCGUCUCCUCAGAAAUAAGGCCAAUCGUCUUCACAAACGCAAGAUCUUUCGAAACACACCACUCUCCUCGAGUUGUGCCAACGCUAGUAUUCGCAAUUUUGCCACUACCACUAUGACGAGUGAAAUGGGUCGUGGUGGCAGUCGCAGUGACAGUGGUCAUGAGCGCGCCCCUAGUACUAAGAACGAGCACAAACACCCUCAGCAGCACGAGCAAGCGAAUCUCGAGCGCCGACAAGCUCUCGCCAAGAAAUUCAAGCAAAUUCGUCGCUCCAUGACUCCACAGCCGAGCACCAAGCAACAAGGAGCCACCAGUUCCAUCGAGACCGCACCAAGCAAGAACGAGUACGACUAUGAGCACCACCACGAGCACCACGACCCGUUAAGCCACCCCAAUCUCGACCCAAGCAUGACGGAGGCACCACAGUGGGACUCUCCCGUGAUGGAUGAAAUACCAUCACCACCCACUCACUCCUUGACCAUGGAAAAGGAUUGGUCAUUUCCCGGCUAUUUCACUCAGGAUGAGUCAUACUAA